Messenger RNA from Oryzias melastigma (Indian medaka), 4623 nucleotides. It is a transcript of the gene xdh, whose product is annotated as xanthine dehydrogenase. Gene Ontology annotation, molecular function: 2 iron, 2 sulfur cluster binding; FAD binding; molybdopterin cofactor binding. Lineage: Eukaryota; Metazoa; Chordata; Actinopteri; Beloniformes; Adrianichthyidae. The record is from RefSeq and is a predicted model, not a curated record.
UAAUGUGGUGAAAAUUGGGGUUGUGAGGGGGGGUGGAGAUAUUUUCUGUCUGAGUCACAGUGAAUUGGAGAUUUGAGUAGACCAAAACGGAUCCAUAAAACUGUCCCAACUUCACUUCUUUGUGUCGCCACUAAAACUUCUACAGUUCUUUAUUUUAUUCGUCUGAAAUCUUACAAAUUCAGUAGAUUUGAUCAUUUUUAUGAGAUGCCUGACGUUUCCUCGCCCUUACUGUAUUGCUGACCUUCGACCAACAGCUUGAAGCUGUGAAUAAUUAGCAGAAAGAGCCGCAGAAUUGUGAUGAUCAAAGGUCACUGUACUGUAGAUCCUCCACCAGUCAGACGCAUCACAGCGUGACCGUUGCCGAUUCAGAAGAACUAGAGGUCCUUUCUGCUUCGGAACGCACCGUGACCCUGACCUUAGGCGGUCCUCGGAUCUCCUGUGAGGAGGAGUUGGAGGAGGAGGAGCCAGUCCAGACACCAGGAGGACUGCUUUUUCCUCAAGAAGAAGAAGAAGAAGAAGUUCUGCAGCUGAACGAUCCAACGCCAACAUGAAGGGCGAGAACGAGGAUGAGACCGGACCGACCUGGUCCAACAAACUGGUCUUAUUUGUCAAUGGCAAGAAGGUUGUGGAGGAAAACCCCGACCCAGAGAUGACACUUCUGACUUUUCUAAGAAGAAAACUGGGUUUGACAGGAACAAAGCUGGGCUGUGCUGAAGGUGGUUGUGGUGCCUGCACCGUCCUGCUGUCCCGAUACCAGCCGCACUCCGGAGAGCUGCUUCACAUCGCCAUCAACGCCUGUCUCGCUCCGCUCUGCUCUCUGCACAUGCAAGCGGUGACCACGAUUGAAGGAAUUGGAAGCAUGGCCACAAAACUACACCCUGUUCAGGAGCGGAUCGCAAAGUCCCACGGUUCCCAGUGUGGGUUCUGCACGCCGGGAAUAGUCAUGUCCAUGUACGCUCUGUUAAGAAACAAGCCCACCCCCACCAUGGCUGAUGUGGAGGAGGCCUUCCAUGGAAACCUGUGCCGCUGUACCGGGUACAGACCUAUUUUGGAGGGCUACAAGACCUUCACUAAGGAGGGGGGUUGCUGUGGAGGCAGAGGGGUGAAUGGAGGCUGCUGUAAGACCAAUGGUAGCACGGGUUUAGGAAGCUCUGAGGAGGAUGAAGGCACAUCGCUGUUUAACACGGCAGACUUCACCCCUUACGACCCCACCCAGGAAGUAAUCUUCCCUCCUGAACUCAUGAUCCUGUGUAAGAACGAGGGGUCACUCCCUCUAUGUUUCCGUGGCGAACGCACAACGUGGUUGCAGCCCACUACCCUGGACCAGUUCUUGCGCCGGAAGUGGGAGCACCCGGAGGCCCGGGUGGUGGUGGGAAACACCGAAGUAGGGAUCGAGGUGAAGUUCAAGAACAUGGUCUACCCGGUCAUCCUGGCUCCAGCCUUCAUCCAAGAGCUGAAUGCGGUGACUCACAAAGAGGACGGUAUCAUGUUUGGUGCAGCCUGCACCCUAAGCCACAUGGGAGAAGUGCUGAGGCAAGCGGUGGAGACUUUACCUCCACACCAGACGGAAGUUUUCCUUUCUAUUCUGGAGCAGCUGCGAUGGUUUGCUGGACAGCAGAUACGAAACGUAGCAGCGGUGGGAGGAAACAUCAUGACAGCCAGCCCCAUAUCAGACCUGAACCCCGUCCUAAUGGCUGCCGGCUGUAAACUCACUCUGAUGGACAAGGAUGGCAGUCGUGUGGUUCAGAUGGACGAUGGGUUCUUCACAGGUUACAGGAAGACAGUCGUACGACCGCAGGAGAUCCUGCUCUCCAUACACAUCCCUUACAGCAAAAAAACUCAGUUCGUCUGCGCCUUCAAACAAUCCCCUCGCCGCGAGGACGAUAUUAGCAUCGUCACCGCCGGCAUGAGCGUCACCUUCACCCCUGGCACUGACGUGGUGGACGAUCUAAAGCUGAGCUUUGGAGGUAUGGCGCCGACCACCGUGCUGGCCAAGAAGACAGCAAGCCGUCUGCAGGGACGGAAAUGGGGGGAGGAACUUCUGCAAGAAGCCUGUUCCUCAUUGGCUGAAGAGAUGAACCUUGACCCCUCUGCACCGGGCGGCAUGGUGACCUACCGGCGAACACUGACCCUGAGUCUUUUCUACAAAUUCUACUUGAGAGUGCUGCAGAAGCUCCACCUCCAGGGUGUUUUGACGCAUGAGGUUGACUCAAAGUAUUUGAGCGCUACAGAGAUUUAUAAUCCCACCACGCCAUCCAGUGUUCAAGUCUACCAGGCAGUCCCAAAGGGGCAGAAGCAAGACGAUGUGUUGGGACGUCCCAUGAUGCAUCUGUCGGCCAUCAAACAGGCCACGGGCGAAGCGGUUUACUGUGACGAUGUGCCUCUGUAUGAGAACGAGCUUUACCUGGCCCUUAUCACCAGCACCAAGGCUCAUGCUCGGAUAGUUUCUAUAGAUGCAUCUGCAGCUGAGUGUUUGCCGGGCAUUGUUUGCUGCCUGUUUGCCGACUCUGUCCCUGGAAGCAACGUCACAGGAAUCAAACAGGAUGAAACCGUAUUUGCUGACAGACAGGUAACGUGCGUGGGUCACAUCAUCGGGGCGGUGGUGGCCAACAGUCAGCCUCAUGCGCAAAGAGCUGCCAAGGCGGUGAAAAUUGAAUACGAAGAGCUGCAGCCAGUCAUAACCAUCCAGGAAGCCAUCGCCGCUCAGUCCUUCUAUGAGCCGAUCCGAACCCUGCAGAGUGGAGACCUUGAGAUGGGGUUUAAACAGGCUGACCGCGUCGUUGAGGGUGAGAUGCACAUUGGAGGUCAAGAGCAUUUUUACCUGGAGACUCACGUUACUCUGGCCGUACCCAAAGAAGAUGGAGAGAUGGAGCUUUUUGUUUCCUCGCAGUCCCCCAAUGACUCACAAUCUCAUGUGGCUAAGGUCCUCGGUGUCCCAGCUAACAGGGUCUUGGUCCGGGUGAAGCGGUUGGGUGGUGGUUUUGGGGGAAAAGAAAGUCGUUCCACAGUGUUGUCAACUGUUGUUGCAGUGGCAGCGAACAAGCUGAAGAGGCCUGUCAGGUGUAUGCUGGACAGAGAUGAGGACAUGCUCAUCACUGGUGGACGACACCCUUUCUUUGGGAAAUAUAAAGUUGGUUUUUUAAACAGUGGGAAAGUCGUAGCCUUGGAUGUGUCCUAUUACAGCAAUGCUGGAAACUCACAGGAUCUUUCUCUAUCAAUUAUGGAGCGCGCUCUGUUUCACAUGGAGAACUCCUACAGGAUACCAAAUGUGCGUGGCCGUGGCUUCCUGUGCCGCACCAAUCUGCCAUCCAACACCGCUUUCAGAGGGUUCGGAGGACCACAAGGCAUGAUGAUUGCUGAAAGCUGGAUAACCGAUGUGGCUCAGAGCCUGGGCCGUCCAGCUGAGGAGGUGCGAAGGAUUAACCUGUACAUGGAGGGGGAGAAAACGCCAUACAACCAGAUCCUGCAUGGACUUACCUUGGAUCGAUGCUGGAACGAGUGUCUGUCACAGUCCAGAUAUGAAGAAAAACGAGCUGCGGCUGACUUCUUCAACAAACAGAACCGAUGGACCAAACGGGGCAUUGCUGUUGUUCCCACCAAAUUCGGUAUCAGCUUCACAGCUGCUUUCCUGAACCAGGCUGGGGCUCUGGCUCAUAUCUACACUGAUGGUUCUGUACUGCUGACUCAUGGAGGAACUGAAAUGGGUCAGGGCCUUCACACCAAGAUGGUCCAGGUCGCCAGCAGAGUUCUAGGUAUCAACUCGUCGAAGAUCUACAUCUCAGAGACCAGCACCAACACAGUUCCCAACACCAGUCCCACUGCUGCCUCCGCGUCCUCCGACCUCAACGGCGCUGCCGUUCAGGUGGCCUGCGAGACGCUGCUGAAGCGCCUGGAACCCUACAAGAACUUGAGCACCACAAUAGUGAUGGAUGUUGGUAGCAGUCUGAAUCCAGCGAUUGACAUUGGACAGGUCGAGGGGGGAUUCAUUCAGGGGUUGGGUCUCUUCACCCUAGAGGAGCUUCACUACUCACCUGCAGGUGUCCUCCUCACUCGCGGUCCUGGUUCCUACAAGAUUCCAGCCUUCGGUGAUAUUCCUGCGCAGCUGACUGUGUCCCUCCUUCGUGAUGCCCCCAAUGAUAAAGCCAUCUUUGCCUCCAAGGCUGUGGGUGAGCCUCCGCUCUUCCUGGCCUCAUCUGUUUUUUACGCCAUCAAAGAUGCCAUCAGCGCCGCCCGGGCAGAAUCAGGCAUCAAAGGACCAUUCAAGCUGGACAGUCCUGCAUCUGCCGAGAGGAUCCGCAACGCAUGCGUUGACCACUUCACAAAACUGUGUCCUCCUGCAGAGCCAGGAACCUAUAACCCCUGGUCCGUUCAGGUGUAAAAGGAGAAUCCAAUUAUGGACCUGUGAAACGCAACAUCUGCCUCACAAGAGUUCAGCUAAAAAAAAACACUUGAAGAACCAGGGUGGUCAAAGGCAACCCAAAGAUAUCUACAUUCAUGAACUUUAAAGGGUAACCAAACAGUGAAGUUGGAGGUUGACUCCACCCACAGCCGAAAUGUGAGAAUCCAGUCAUAGGGGUGGGGCUUGGGGGCAGGACUUUUAUCAAAUCAUGAUGUCAGACUUCU